This is a messenger RNA of Pogoniulus pusillus (Red-fronted tinkerbird), 7221 nucleotides long. RefSeq names its product G protein subunit beta 4 (gene GNB4). Lineage: Eukaryota; Metazoa; Chordata; Aves; Piciformes; Lybiidae. Gene Ontology annotation, cellular component: heterotrimeric G-protein complex; cytoplasm. Bases 1101 to 2123 code for a protein of 340 amino acids. The transcript is spliced from 15 exons. Gene Ontology annotation, biological process: G protein-coupled receptor signaling pathway. The record is from RefSeq and is a predicted model, not a curated record. Gene Ontology annotation, molecular function: protein binding; signaling receptor complex adaptor activity.
GAUGCGGUGCGCGGGAGCGGCGGGGAAAGGAGAGUGAGGAAGUGCGAGGGACUGGCUGCGCAGGGCUGGGAACGGAGAGGAGUUUCCAGGCAAACGAGAAGAAAGGGGAAUCUAAAGUUACAGGAAUUGAAGGAAAUAAAAGGAGACCUCAGGUGUAAGCGGCACUUGGUGUCACAGAAGAAUUGGUUUCAAGGGCAAGCAUUUCUGUAUUUCUUCAACACAGAAGAAUUCUUGGUGAUGCCAUCAGAAAAUGUGUGCCAGGGCAGAAGGGCUCUGUGGCUGUGUGAGGAUGUGGAGAGAGGGUGUGCCUCUGACUCACCUUUACUGCUCAGUAGCUGGUUGGGACUAAGAUAUGCAAGAAAAUGCCCACUGGAAAUCAUGCUGAUAUCUAAAGAGCCUCAGGAUUUGACAAGCAUAAGGACAUAAAACCCAGUCUAUAUAAUCCUCAAGAAGCCUAGAGGGUAUGGGGAAGGAAAUUCAGACUGACAACUCCUUAGAUCUUCCUCUUCUCUGCCUUGCAUUUUUAUAGUCAUUUACACCAAUGGAAAGUGUUUAGAACAUCGUUGCUGUGGUUGGGUAACAUUUUACUGUGACUUUGCUUUAUGGCAGUACAGAUAACCUACAGAGUUCAGUGUACAAGAGAAAUAGACUCCAGGCAUCUUUUUUCAGCAGAGUCCAUCCUUGUGUAAAGAAGCACAAGCUUGGGAUUAUUUCAGAGAAAUCCUGCACAUCCUCCUGUGUUUGCAUAAGACCAGGACAGGAGAAUUUGUAGUCAAGAGGUGCAUCAGGCCCAUGACAUCUUCCUUGCAAGUGAAACUGAGAGGAAUCAGUGUUCCCAGGGCAACAACGUUGGACUGCAACCCUGGCGAAUGGGGCAAAUGAUACUUUAGGACUCAUGAGCUGGGAGAGCCCACAGAGACAAGAAGUUCAUCCCUGGUACAGUUCUGAAGCUGUCAUGCCACAAGUCUGCUGAUCCUACAGAGCCUGACUCAUGUCUCUGUCAACCACUUGCAGCAGCUUUCCCCAGAGGGAAUGAAGAGCUUGAUGGAUGUUGUGGAUUUUCUUCACCAGUGGAGUGUGAGAAAUAGAAGCUGAAGAAGAUGAGCGAGCUGGAACAGUUACGGCAGGAGGCAGAGCAGCUGCGAAAUCAAAUCAGAGAUGCAAGGAAAGCAUGUAGUGACACAACUCUUGCUCAGAUCACAACAAGUCUGGACUCUGUGGGUCGAAUUCAGAUGCGAACACGGCGUACGCUUAGAGGUCACUUAGCCAAAAUCUAUGCUAUGCACUGGGGAUCUGACUCCAGGCUACUAGUCAGUGCUUCUCAAGAUGGAAAAUUAAUAAUUUGGGAUAGUUAUACAACAAAUAAGAUGCAUGCCAUUCCUUUGAGAUCCUCCUGGGUGAUGACUUGUGCAUAUGCGCCCUCUGGGAACUACGUGGCCUGUGGUGGACUGGAUAACAUCUGUUCCAUAUACAACUUAAAAACCAGAGAGGGCAACGUGAGAGUGAGCAGGGAGUUGCCAGGACAUACAGGAUACCUGUCCUGUUGUCGUUUUCUAGAUGACAACCAAAUUGUCACUAGCUCAGGAGACACCACUUGCGCUUUGUGGGAUAUCGAGACUGGCCAGCAGACCACCACCUUCACUGGGCAUACUGGCGAUGUGAUGAGCCUCUCCCUAAGCCCAGAUAUGAGGACGUUUGUUUCGGGUGCCUGCGAUGCCUCCUCGAAGCUUUGGGAUAUCCGAGAUGGGAUGUGCAGGCAGUCGUUCACCGGGCACGUGUCGGAUAUUAACGCCGUGUGUUUCUUCCCUAAUGGACAUGCAUUUGCCACUGGCUCUGAUGAUGCCACCUGCCGACUCUUUGACCUGCGUGCGGAUCAGGAGCUGAUGAUGUACUCCCACGACAACAUCAUCUGCGGCAUCACUUCCGUAGCCUUCUCAAAGAGCGGCCGCCUCUUGCUAGCAGGCUACGACGACUUCAACUGCAACGUCUGGGAUACUCUGAAAGGGGAGAGAGCAGGUGUCCUUGCUGGCCAUGACAACCGUGUCAGCUGUUUAGGUGUUACUGAUGACGGCAUGGCUGUAGCUACAGGGUCUUGGGACAGUUUUCUCAGAAUCUGGAAUUAACUGGGAGCCAAAUAUGUACAUUCUCCAUUUGAGAUCUGGAGAGAUCAAUGCUGCAGCCUAUAGCUGUGAAAUAACAUUUCUACCUUGUAUUUGCAGGUGAAGUUUUUUCUAUUCACUGAUUAUUACACAAAAAAAAAAAAAGGCUUUCUGUAAACUAGGAAAAAAAAAAAAUCAAGUGAAGAAAUAGGGGAGGGGGGAAGAAAUCACUGACUUUUUAAAAGGGGCCAGCACACAUAAUCAUGGUGACCGACAAACUAAGAGCCAGUCUUUUUGUUUUUGGUGGUUUGGUUAGAUUGUCCUUGAAGGGUUUUUGCUUGUGCUCAGUCUGCUAAUCCUGUACUUUGCUUUCUGGUUUUGGUUUUGUUUUGUACAUAACAGAAUAUACACCUUAUAGCAGCCAACCAUGUAACAUUUGUCUGUAUGUAAAGAAGUAUCUUUGCCUUUUUGGUUUGCUUUUUGCUCUUUUUUAAAGGAACUACCAUUUAUAGCUUUGCUUUUAACCUGAGAUGUCACUUCUGAGUUUUGUAAUGGGUGAACUAGGUUGCUGUUUGAAAUGUUUUUGUGAAUUUACUGUAGAUAAAGUGAAGCCAAUGGUAUGUCUGUGUUUUUUAUAAUGGAUGGCAUUGGAAUUCUCUUUCUUUUGUUUUGUAAAAGGCCCUGGAGACUCCCACUUAAUACCUACCGCCUUAUUCACUCACUUCUUGACCUGCUUGCCUGUUUUUAAUCAUGGGAGGGGGGGGGUUCUUCCUUCAAGCCAGUGGUUCCUGGUUCAUCCAUUGGCAGUCAUGGCCUCCAAACACCAAGGAGUUAAUGCCAGGCAGACUUGCAACAACAGCAAAAAUAAUGUUAAAACAAACAAAGAACUCCAACAAAUCUGGUUCCAGAAAAAUUAGCUUCCUUACUGCAGCUUUUUGCAUCAGUCACUCCACGCAGUCCUUGGGUAGGGAAGCCAAGUGACCUGCACUGCUGCAGUGAAGUGGCUGAGUGCUUUUCCUUCUGACACUUCAGCUCUGACUAAAUGAGGUCGUUCUUGGCCCCUCACAAACUGGGCUUGACGGCACUAGUGGAGCAGUUUGGCGUGAUGCUGGGCGUGGAGAGCAGUGUAUUGGCAAAGCUUGCUCCGUUACCACAAUCAGCUGAGAGAUUCAGGAGGACUUUGGCUUAAAUUCUCCAAGAAGAUUUACAUGUGCAGUUAAUCCCCCCCCCUCCAAAUCAGGGGGUUGCCAAAGCAUACCACAACCAAAAGCGCUUGUUGUCAGUUAUGUGCAGUGUGAACUAGAAAAGGCAUUGUGUAACUUAGACUGAACCAAAUAACCUUACUUACCUGUGUGACCCUUUAAAACUUCAUACUGUAAAACUUAGUGGCUUGCUUGUUCUCCUGUGGUCACAGAGGUCUGUGCCACAGUGGCUUAUUAGAAGCUAGGUGUUGUGCAGCGCUCUCACUGUAAAUAACCAUUUCCUCUCCCUCUUUUUUAGUCUGAUUUUUGUGUCAGUUGCUUAGUAGUUAUAGGUUCUGAUUGAGUACAGUUGAGUGUAGAUAUAGGGAAAAAUCAAGUGACUGAUGUCUCUUUGAAACUACCUGGGAAGAUUGCUUAACUUUUUGGUGCCUGGCAGCAUGCCUGCACUUGCAAUGGAUGCUCUCUUGGGACUCUGAAGGUCUGUGGCGUUUUUGGAAAGGGGAACUAAGUCUAUUGGCUUCUCUUAAGUGACUUAUUUUAAAGAGACCUGAAUUUUCCCUUCUGUCAGCCUGGAAGAUGCUGUUAAUCUGCCCUCAUCUGAAGCGAUGGGGAGUCUGGGUAUCUCUGGGUCAGGUAGGAAAUAUAAGUGCCCGGUAUCCUGUAAUAUACCAAACCAGAUUUGUGGCUGAGUUGAUUCUGUGUCAGUUUCUGACACUUGUAAUCCUACAUUUCUGUACUUCCAGACUGUGCCUGUAAACUUGCCAUGUCUGUAAUGGUGAAGGUGCCAACAAGUGUACCAGUCAAUCACAGUAAAUUCACUUGGGAAGAAAAAGGUGCAUCUUGUGCUGGAGAAGUAUACAUUUACUAACAGCAAACUGUGGUGUAGGACCAAAAUCAUUCUCUGUUGUAUGUCACAGGGAUUCCUCAGCAUUUUGCUUUAUGAGCUGUCUGCAUUACCAGAACUAUUGGGGAACUCUUGUUACUCUCUUAAGUGAGCAGCUCUUUGGGAUCUUGCAGACUAGGUUUGUGUUUUUAGUGGCGCACUUGAUUAUUGGUUUGGAAUUGGAGUUUUUAUUUGGUUGGUUGGUUUUGUUUUCUUAAACUCACAGCUGCCUUGAGUGAAUCAUUCUGGAAAUUUGUUACUAGGGAAUUGUAAGAAAAUCCUCUUUUUCUAAAAACAAACAAACCCAAUGUUUUCCAUGCAUGGGUGUUUCGAACCAAUUUCCUGGUCAACACCUUUGUGAAGACAGCUGCCAUUUUUACAUCCUGGUAUUAUAGACCCAAUUUCUACUUCUGAGACUCCAACAGUGAUUUUACAAGUGUAUAUAACUUCUUUUCUUAAAAGUUCAGGUAGGCUAAACGUGGUCAUGGCUCUCACAGAGGUAUUGCUGCAAGCCAUUUCACUGUCAUUGUUUGAUGGGCAAUUUGUCUACUGGGUUCAGCUGCUUUUCAAAUCGAUCACAAGGAAGAGCCAGCUGCUUGCUAAUGGAGGUUUCCAGAAGCAUCACACAAGUAUCUGCUAGGUUUUGCUGUUUGGUUAACCAGUGUCUGCAGUGCUGCAGGUCCUCAGCCCCCUCCUUUUGUGUCAGGGCACAAGGAGACCUGGAGGGAGCCCAAGUGCAGCUGGGGAAAGAGUGUCUGGUACUUCUUGGGAACUUGUAGAAAGCUUGUGCUAGAUUCUGCCAGGGUGAGAUUUGCUGUUCACUUACUGCCCUGAGUAUAGAAGUGAUUUGUUUUUUAGGGCCUGCAGGUAUGAUGUAAUACACUGUUGUUAUGUGAGGCCAAAUGAUGACUUUGCACAGGCUGUGGUGUUUCUUUAUUUAACCAGCCACUUUCAGGAUUGGUGCCCUUAGCAAAAUGGCUGCAGUUUCAAUGGUAAAAGCUCUAGCUUCUCCUAAGGAGAAGGAGGUGGUAGAGUGACUCUUCAGUACAGUGACUCUUCCUAGCUUUUACUUGAAAGGCUUUAUUCUCAGCUUUUAAUCUCCAAGGAAAGGGUGUGUACCUGCAGUUUGGUGUAGGCUCAGGUGUGCAGCUCAUGCAAUUUCCAGCUGUGCACCCUGCCAGCACCCUCACAGCAAAUGUUGCAGCACUACUGGCUUCAUCUUAACCUGUCUUGAAGAAGCUCGUUGCCAAACUACAGCAUUACCUGAAUUUCACACAACUUGUCUAAUUGCAGAAAUGGAGCAGCAGCUAAGAGCAGUGUGGCAGGACGGUGGCCAGGUAAUGCUUUCCCAGCCUCUCUUGCAAGAAGUCACUGGGUUAUGGUUUGGGAAGUGGGACUCUGGGCUUUGUGUAACCUUUAUUUCAUUCAGGUACAGGACUUUUGUCAGCAUUUUCAAAUGUUGACUUAGCUUGCCGAGAGAGGAUCGGGCAAAUGCCCAACUUCAGCAUGUUCCUGUGUAGACUCAGACUUCUGUUUCUCGGUGGAGAUCCUGGUUGAGAUCCUGGACACCACAAAAAAAAGCUUCUCUGUGGCAUUGUGCCGAUGUAUACUCGCUUACUCCAGUAACGUGGGCCUGUUCCCAUCUGUCUCCAGACCUUGCUUCUUCCACACAUUGCUAUCCUCUGCCGCGCUAAAUCGCAGGUACGCUGCAGCACUGGCAGCAGCGACGGCACGAUGGCGCUGACAGCAAGACAUACACCAUUUCAGAUGGAACGUGGAUCAAAUAGGCUUUUCCCCCUGCCGAAGGAGAGGGCCUGACCUUGCCUUGGCAAAGCUGAACCGAUGUCACAGCCGGUCCUGGUGUGCUGACUGUAAUGCAUGGGUUGGAACUAGUUAACUCUCUAAUUCAGUUGGUGUAACCGCUUGUCCCACAAGGGAGUUCACAUUACUUUAAGGUGGAAUGGAAACCAUUGUGAAAACAUUCCAAGAGUGCUUAGUCUUUCCUCUUUUGAGGCCACUGUCACCUCCACUAGGUUUAGUGCUGUGCUUUAAGAUGUUGGUGAGAGUAUUGGCUAAUUGACUAGUUGGUCUAAAUGGUCGUGUAGCAGAAUGACUGAUGUUUGAGAUAGCGUUUCCUGUACAAGUAUUUAAGCAUGGGUUGAUGGUGCACUUUGUAUCCAGUAAUCUGGCCUGCAUGCUGGCUAACUACUUCCUACACUUCAGAGGCACCACGAGCCUUGUAUCCAAUUGCUGGUUAUGUAAAAUACAUGCAGAAUGUUAAUGCAGUGUCGUUAUGGUAAAUGUGUGAACAGUGUUACUAAUUGAUAUAACUGAUAACAGAUUACAUGUGCCUGACAUUCUUAUACCACACAGUAUGUUUAGGUUUUUAACUAAUACGGACUUUGGUGGAAUAGUCUUAGGUAUUUCAAGCCUUUGUUUUACUUACACAAUGGUGCUCUCUAUUCUGUUUGGGUUUUUUUUUUUCUCCUCCUUUUUCUCUUUUCUAAUUUUUAAAAAUGAAAGCAUCUGAACACUUGUAGUACAUAUUACAUCCAAAGGAGUCCAAAACAAACUGCUUCUAAACAUGAUUGGGUUUAAUUUGUCCUUAAUUUCCAGCAUUUCUCAUUAAUGAGGUUAUUUUUUUUUGUUAGUUGUUUUAGUUUGGGCUCUUCUUUUGGUAUUUUUGGUUGUUUUUUUUUACUUUGUUGCUGACUACUUUGGAAAACUUUGGUAAUGUUACCAAUUAUGAAGUGAUUCUGCACUGCCUUUGGAUUGUGUAUGUAUUCAGAAACAGUCUUAAAGCUUUUAUUUAAGCUAUUGAAAAAAAAACAACCAGGGACUUGUGCCAUUUGUUCUUUAACAGUGCUGUUGUAAAAAGACUUCCCUGUGAAAAAAAAAAUCACUUGCUAUGAACUCUUGUUUAUAGCUUUUUUUUUUUUCCACGAUGGAUCUUUUUCUUUGUAUUUGUACAGUGGCUCAGUGAAAGAUGUUGCCAUGAGUUGAUAUUGUAACCAAUAAACAAGUGCUUUUAACCAGA